Messenger RNA from Jaminaea rosea, 864 nucleotides. Its product is annotated as NIF-domain-containing protein. Gene Ontology annotation, cellular component: plasma membrane. The record is from RefSeq and is a predicted model, not a curated record. The transcript has a single exon. Bases 1 to 864 code for a protein of 287 amino acids. NCBI's taxonomy places the organism in Eukaryota, Fungi, Basidiomycota, Exobasidiomycetes, Microstromatales. Gene Ontology annotation, molecular function: phosphoprotein phosphatase activity.
AUGAGUGGUGCAGUCGUACCGCCAGGCAGCUCGUUCGUCUCGCCGCACGAUGUGACUCCCUCCAAGCAAAGAGGCGCAGCGGGAGGAGGCGCCGAGUCCGAGUCAGAUGUAGCGGACAGCAGUGCUCCCGCUGCCUCAUCUGCAGGCGGAGAUGAUGACGGUGAUGACGGUGCAGACGAGAGUGGCUCAGAGCUUGUCGAAGAUUACCUAGACGACGAAGAGCUCAACGAGGAGCAACGCCUGAUCGCGGCCGGCGGGAUGGGCAUCCCGAAGGAUGAGUUCGGGAACGAGCGUCCCCUCCUCGUACCCCUGUCCCAGCAGGACUCAGGGCGUAAAUGCCUCGUACUGGACUUGGACGAAACACUAGUCCACUCGUCGUUCAAGAUGAUCCAGAACGCGGAUUUCAUCGUGCCCGUCGAGAUCGAAGGAACGGUCCAUAAUGUCUACGUGAUCAAGCGUCCCGGUGUCGACGAGUUCAUGCGCCUCAUGGGCCAGAUCUAUGAGGUAGUCGUCUUCACAGCCUCUCUUUCCAAGUACGCCGAUCCCGUGCUCGACAUCCUCGACAUCCACCGCGUGGUGAGGCAUCGCCUCUUCCGCGAGUCCUGCUACAACCACCGCGGCAACUACGUCAAGGACUUGAGCCAGCUGGGUAGGCCGAUAGGGGAGAGCAUUAUCAUUGACAACUCGCCCGCGAGCUACAUCUUCCACCCAAAUAAUGCCGUGCCCAUCUCAAGCUGGUUCAACGACCCGCACGAUACCGAGUUGACGGACCUUUGUCCUUUCUUGGCGGAUCUGUGCGACGUGCACGACGUGAGGGCGGUGCUUGACGGGGCGCUGGCUGCGCCGGUCGGGAUCGAGGGAUAG